CCCUGGCGGCCCUGCUGCUUCCUCCCUGCGAGGUCGCGGCGCGGGGACCUGGGGUGGCUCCCCGGCGGGCGCGGGGUGGUCGGUGCCGGCGGGGCGGCCCUGGGGUCCAGAAUCUCAGCGGGAGCGGGUCUCCUCGGCUCCCUGUCCUCCUGUCCUCGGGUCCCCUGCCCUGCGUCCCCUGUGGGGCGGGCCCACGUGGCGGUGCGCGCCGGGGACUUUCCCCUGAGGGCCCCGGAGGCGGGAGCCGCAGAAGGGGCGGCUCCUCUCCCGAGAGGCCACCGCGGCCACCCCAGGACCCAGGGCCACCACCGUCGCCACCCCAAGGACCAAGGACCAGCACCAGUGCUGCGGCCCGGUCAUUUCCGGGACCCAUCAGGGAGUGGCAGGAACCUUUGACCUGAGGACCAAGCUCUGGAGGGACAUAUCAGUCCAUGGCUUAAGUAGUCAUCUUGCCUCCGUCCUACUGGGACAACAGUGUGGCCGCUGUGCUGUAUGCCAGUCUUCUCUUCUUAAGAGGACCUGUCCCGUGGGUUAGGGUCCCCGAAGGCUCCACUUCAACUCAAUUGCCCCAUAAGGAGUGUCCUCAGUAGGGUCCCCUGCAAGGAAGAAGGCCCUGUCGGAGGGGGCCACAGUCCGGGACCUCAGACCUCCCAACCGCGAACACACGCUCUGCUCCUCACAACCCAGCGGGCCGCGUGCUCCUUAUGGCCGCCCACAAAGGACAGGGACGGCUCUGGCUCCUGGGGACUCACAGAUGUGCCGGGCGGCAUCCUCUUGAUGAACUGGCCUGAGCUGUGUGGCUUUGGGCAAUCGACUUGGCCUCUCUGUGCCUCACGUCUUGUCCUUGGCAAGAGCCACGUCUCUCUGCGCCGCCACGUAACUCACCUGCUGUGUCUUGCACAGGAGAAAGUGGAUGUCAGAGGGAGGUGACCCAGAUCCGCCCCAGCAGCCCUCCAGGAACCUGGCCCGAGGUUCGGGGAAGGGUCGCCAGCAUCCAGAACAUGCCUCCCCGCUCCCCAGCUUCUCCUGCCUGCAGCCGCACCCACCCGUGCCCAUGGCCUGCCCGGGCCCGUCACUGCCCGGUGCCUUCGACCUCCUGGGCGCGGCCGGCCAGGACAAGCUGCUCUACCUGAAGCACAAGCUCAAGACGCUGCGCCCGGGCUGCCGGGGGGCCGGCCUGCUGCACGCCAUGGUGCUCCUCACGCUGGGCCAGGAGACCGAGGCCAGGAUCUCCCUGGAGGCCCUGAAGGAGGACGCGGCGGCCCGGCUGGUGGCCCGCCAGUGGGCCGGCGCGGAUGGCGCCGAGGCCCUGGAGGAGCCCCCCGACGUGUCCUGGGCCGUGGCCCGUCUCUACCACCUGCUGGCCGAGGAGCAGCUGUGCCCAGCCUCGCUGCGGGACUCGGCCUACCAGGCCGCCCUCCGCGCCCACGGCUCCAGGGGCGACCGCCGGCUGGCGGAGCUGCAGGACGAGGCCCGGGACCGGUGCGGGUGGGACGUCGUCCGGGACCUGAGUGGCUUCCAGCCCCUCUGUUCCGACCUGGGUGGCCUCCCACCGUCCUCGGCGUCACCCUCUGGGACCAGGAGCCUCCCGCGCCCCAUCGACAGCCAGCUGGACUGGAGCCAGGGGCACUCCCUGCGGUCCACCAGCAGCCCCGUCUCGCUGGCCCGCAGCUUGGCCAUCAGUCAGUCCCCCACCGUGCCCCUCGCGAGCCCGCAGCGCAGCGCCCCGGGGCCCAGCAAGCUCUGCCAGGAGCCCCAGGCCAGCCCGGGGCCUGAGCCUGUCCCCACGGGCUGCCAAGAGCCAGAGGAGAUGAGCUGGCCCCCCUCUGUGGACGCGGCCUGCUCCCUGGAGCUGGCAGACUGCCCGGUCCCCAGGCUCCCUGUGGCGGCCCCAGCCCCAGCCCCUGCCCACCCCCCUGAGCCCCCCGAGGCUCCAGAAACCAGCAGCCAAGUCCCAGUGCAGUGCAUGGAGGGGUCUGCGGGCCCCGAACCUCUGCCCCUGCCCACUGUGGAGGCCACUGAGAGUCCUGGCCUUGUCAAGGAGAGGACACCACCUCAACUCUCGGGAGAAGAGACCGCACCCCAGAAGAGCAAGCCAAGCCCACCCCCGGCCUCAGCCCCGGCCCCCACGGCCUCCCUGCCUUCUCCCCUGCCUCCGACCCCAGCCUCCGCGUCCCCCUGUCCCUCCUCCUUUGAGUCAGCGUCAUCGGAGCAGAAGUUCUAUAACUUUGUGGUCCUCCACGCCAGGGCUGACGAGCAGGUGGCCCUGCGAGUGCGGGAGAAGCUGGAGGCCCUCGGGGUGCCAGAUGGGGCCACCUUCUGCGAGGACUUCCAGGUGCCGGGGCGCGGGGAGCUGCGCUGCUUGCAGGACGCCAUUGACCACUCCGGCUUCACCAUCCUGCUGCUGACCUCCAACUUCAACUGCCGCCUGAGCCUGCACCAGGUCAGCCAGGCCCUGAUGAGCAGCUUCACGCAGCACGGGAGGGAGGACUGCGUCGUCCCCUUCCUGCCCCUGGAGAGCUCCCUGGAGCAGCUCGGCCCCGACACGGCCAGCCUGCUCACUGGCCUCGUGUGGCUGGACGAGAACUCCAAGGUCUUCACCAGGAAGGUGGCCAACACCUUCAAGCCGCAGAAGCUGCGGGCGCGCAAGGCCCACUGGAGGAAGGAGCAGGACGUCCGCGCCCUGCGGGAGCACAGCCAGCGCCUGGAGGGCGAGCGGCGGCAGGCGGCCGCCAUGGGCGCCGCGUACUGGGACAGCCUGCAGAGCUACCGGGCCUGGCAGUCGCAGGUGGACAGGCUCCAGGCAGCCUUCGGCAGCCACUUGUCCUUCGGGACUCGGGUGCCUCACCCGUCUCAGGUGCCCCUGGGGGGCCAGGUGCCCUGGGGGGGGCCGUCCCCCCUCCCCACCUGGCCCGGAUGCCCCCAGUCGCCGCCGUGGCCAGCGGGCAGCCCCGCGCCCGCCUUCCCGCCGCCGCCCCCCACGGCCCCGCCGGCCCCGGGGUUGCAGCCCCUCAUCAUCCACCACGCGCAGAUGGUGCAGCUGGGGCUCAGCAACCACAUGUGGAACCAGAGAGGGGCCCAGGCGCCCGAGGACAAGACGCAGGAAGAAGGGCGGUGACCAGCCGGGCCACGGGGCCGCCCUGGACCCCAGCACGGCCGGGCAGGGCCCGUGGACCCCACCGGGGCGCUCCCUUCGGGUCGCUGCCCCGAAGCCGCCCCCACGCGGGCAGAGGGCUUCGUGGGCCUGGGGUCGAGGAGGGACACGGGAAGUGGGGCGUUUGACGGUAAUAAAUAUUUAUUGAAGGCUC
This is a messenger RNA of Marmota monax (woodchuck), 3308 nucleotides long. It is a transcript of the gene Ticam1, whose product is annotated as TIR domain containing adaptor molecule 1. The coding region runs from base 914 to 3118 and encodes 734 amino acids. Gene Ontology annotation, biological process: response to exogenous dsRNA; positive regulation of myeloid dendritic cell cytokine production; positive regulation of canonical NF-kappaB signal transduction. The transcript has 6 exons. Gene Ontology annotation, molecular function: protein kinase binding. NCBI's taxonomy places the organism in Eukaryota, Metazoa, Chordata, Mammalia, Rodentia, Sciuridae. The record is from RefSeq and is a predicted model, not a curated record.